Molecule: messenger RNA, 2171 nt
Organism: Asterias rubens (European starfish)
Lineage: Eukaryota; Metazoa; Echinodermata; Asteroidea; Forcipulatida; Asteriidae
Exons: 4
Coding region: 137-964 (275 amino acids)
Source: RefSeq, a predicted model, not a curated record
UCAAUGUAACAGUUAUUCCUGGGUAAAGCAACGAUACUGUAAACGGACUGCGACGUGGCUCUGUUUCUACCGACGCUAUUCUCUCUUAAAUUUCUUAUCGCUGCAACCAAAGAAGAUUGACGUAGCGACUGCAAUUAUGACUGUGAUCGCAAGCACUCUUUCCCUGCUGACAAACAUAUUUGUGAUGUUUGUUUCUUCUGAUGUUGCAAAUGGAGCGUGUCAACAUGCAUCACGCGACCACCAAAUGCAUCUACGAAACAUGAUUGCAUUCUAUGCUAGUCCGAUGGAAGACCACGCACUCAAAGAUACAAUCUACCAGGUGAGAAAAGCAAGCGCAGACGUGGUAUGUGCAAUUCACUGCCUGCAAGAUGAGUCCUGCAAGUCGUUCAACUACUGCAAUGACAAAGUUUGUCAGCUCAAAGCAGCCAACAACUCCAUAAAUGGAUCAGAUAUUCAGCUAUCAGCUGGGUGUCGUCACUACGGAGAUGAAGAACUACAAACUGAAGAAACGUCAUUUGAGGAGGCUACACUCUGUGCUGAAAAUAAGUACCGGUUUAUAGACAAAAUGGAGCUUCAGGUGCCGAUGACGUCACCAGUGCGACUAGAGUUCACAGUCAACACGGAUGAUCAUAUGCAAGUGUACUUUUCGCCCAAUAAACCUGGUGAAAUGAUCUACUUAGUUGAGUUGUACGCUGAUUCUGGGAAAUUCUGGAGAAUUGACGAUGGUGUGCGUAUAGAAGAAGAUUUGAAUAACGUGAAGUACAUCGGAGUACCAGUUAUCUUGACAUACGACAACGGGCGCUUCGAGGUGGCAGUCAAAGGGGUGCAAGAUUCAACCCUGACAUAUGACGUCACAUCUUCACCUCAGUCCAGCUGGUUUGUUAGUUUUCAGAGAUACGGUACUGAGGCUGAGAUCAUUUUCAAUGAGCCCUGUAUUAAUGAUUUUAAUCCACAGUUUAAAUAAAUGUGAAUAAAUACACUAUGGCAAAAACGUGUUUAUAGACCAUUGUAUAUUUACGUUUACUAUGCGCCCUCAGCGUUUCAUAAAUCAAAAUACUGCUAUUUUUCUUUAUCCGGCACCUUUUCAACAAGUUGAACUCAACCAAAAUAGCAUCACUGGUGCGUAUCGUUGAGGUUACAUAUCAAACUAAUUGAUACAUAUUUUACUUUAUUUAUUUAUUUACUUCUUUGGUUUUUUGAGAGGGACCGGGAGCUGAAUAACCAAAGAAAAGUUAUUAUGAAUUAGAGCAGUUCUUUCAUGAAGAUUAAAAACAUGCACAUAAUGGUUAUUUACACGUAAUCUGUGUUUUCAUGAUGGGUGACAGUUAACACACCGAAGGAAUGGCGUUGGACUUAUCUUAUUAAUUAAUAUACAUUAUUGACUUUCAGUAAACACUUUCAGUUUUUAAUGUUUCAACUAUUACGAAAAAAAAGUGUAUGACUAAUCGGUACUUUAAGAAUAUGAAUGGCAAAUUUACCUUCAAGUGUUCCCUUUUUCAUUCUCAAUAAAUAUUGUACAUAAUGGUAGGCCGAUAUUUUAGUCUAUUGUUGGGACAUCUUUUUUAAGGUUUAUAAAGAUGCCAACAAACAAUAAUUACAAACAUUAAAACCCUGUACAUCUUUUGAAGAAAAAAUCCAUCGCCGAUGACUUUUUGUGAAAAAACAACUAUAAACCCGGAAAUGUUCAUAACAUUGGGUCGUAUGAAUAAAAAAUAGUAUUUACUGACAAGUACUAGCAAAAAGUAAAAGCAUAAACUUCCAAGUAGAAGCAUUCAGUAAAAGCAUCUCCUGAAUUCCGUAUGAAUAAACCUAUUCUUUUACUGCAAAGUAUUCACUUAAUGCUUUGGAGUAAAUACUUCUGAUAUACCAUGGCUGAAUGGCUCUUAACAAAAGUUGACUUUGUAUUACAACUCCCAUUCACACACACAGCCAAAGCAGCAUUUGAUUUAAUAGAAACAUAGAAAUCUUCAAGUCAGCCAUGAGGUUUUUAUUCUGACAACAUUUUGAUGAAGACGACUCAUCUGGACACACAGAAUAAAAACGUUUUUGUUAUGCUUUUGAAACUUGGAGUGCAUGACAGCGCAAUAUAGAGAAGAUGAGAGCUGGAUAUGAGCAUAGCUAUUUAAAUUAAAGUCACCUGGAAAUAUAAUUUGUUUCUUUCUUUCAAACAU